Messenger RNA from Hydractinia symbiolongicarpus, 2197 nucleotides. RefSeq names its product zinc metalloproteinase nas-27-like. The record is from RefSeq and is a predicted model, not a curated record. Gene Ontology annotation, molecular function: metalloendopeptidase activity; zinc ion binding. NCBI's taxonomy places the organism in Eukaryota, Metazoa, Cnidaria, Hydrozoa, Anthoathecata, Hydractiniidae. Gene Ontology annotation, cellular component: membrane. Bases 237 to 1910 code for a protein of 557 amino acids. The transcript has 9 exons. Gene Ontology annotation, biological process: proteolysis.
ACAUUUGAACAAAACUGAAGCUUGAGCUACUUUGUAAAGGAAAGCCUUAUUAUGGACGUUCGACAUGAUCGCUGUCUUUAGAGAUGUUUUGAUAAUACAAUGAAAUAUCCUUACCCAUUGACACAAAAGCUCAUUGUUGUGCUUAUACAUAAAGGAUUAACUUCAUUUGACACUAUUUAAGACGAUGGGAAUUGAUUGAACUUGCAUGUUAUUUCGGUAAACACUUGAAAGUGACAAUGUUGUUGUUACUUCUUUUAAUUUCAGUUGCAGUUUCAGCCAAACAGAUAGAUAGACUAAAGGACGAUUCGUUAAAUAACAUUGAAAAUGAGCUAGAUGAGCUAACGAAACAACUUCAAUCUCUGCAAGAUCAGGUUACUGACACCAAACAGCAAAGUGAUGAUGAAGACGGUGAAGUCAUGUCGAAAAUUGCUGAAGCCAAUGAACUUGCUGACCUUGAUGGAAUGGAGGAAGUUGACAUGAGAAUAGACGACCAAAAUAAUGAAGCAGACGACAAACGAAACGCAUUAAAUGAUAGGAGAAACUUAUGGUACAUGAAAGAUAUUGCAUAUUUUAUAAGUGGCUCAUUGGAUGCUAAAUCCAAACAAGCAAUAAAAGAUGCUCAUGCUGAAAUUUCUGCAAAAUCAUGCAUCAAGUUCCAUCAAAGAACGUCAGCAGACAAAUAUUACUUGAAUUACACGAAAGGUUCUGGGUGUUGGUCCUAUGUUGGUUUGAGCAGAGGUCGGGCUACAACUGGACAACCAAUCUCAAUUGGUCAAGGAUGUGGAACUAAAGGAAUAGCAAUUCACGAAACACUACAUGCCUUGGGCUUCUAUCAUGAGCAAUCUCGUUUUGAUAGAGACGAAUAUGUAGAAAUUUUUUGGGAGAAUAUAAAAACAGGCAAAGAAAAUAACUUUAAGAGACGAACGCGACAAAACUCGGACAACCUUGGGACAGAUUACGACUACAGUGGUAUUAUGCACUAUGGGAAAACGGCAUUUUCUAAAAAUGGAAAACCAACUAUCCUAUCUCUUAAAGACCCUUCUCAACAGCUUGGUCAACGUAACAGGUUAACUCAAGUCGAUGCUGACCAGUUAUACCGUCUUUACGAGUGCACAAAUACGAAACAGGGAUGGUCAAACUGGUCAGGAUGGCAUCCAUGCUCAUCUUCAUGUGGUACAUCAAGAACCAGAUUUUGCUAUUCAAAUAACAUUGGUGAUUGCACUGGUGACAGCAGAGAAUUCAGACAAUGUACAGACACAGAAUGCAAAACUGACGGUCACUGGGGUAAAUGGACACUAUGGACGAACUGCGAUGCUUCUUCUUGCAACUAUGGAAAGAGGACUAGAAGUAGGCAGUGCAACGAUCCUGUACCUCAUCAUGGUGGAAAAACAUGUCAAGGACAGGCUACCGUCGUAGGAACGUGUUUCAACGACUGCCCAACGCACUGUAAAUUUGAAGAAAGUAACCUUUGUCAGUACACUGCGACAGGAAAAUGGCUAUUAAAAACUGGCGGAACACCUUCAAGAAAUACGGGACCAGAAAGCGGAGCUUAUGGUUCAGACAUGUAUGUGUAUCUUGAGGCAAGUGGAAUACCACCAGGUUCAACCCACACUUUAAUCAGCCCGGUAUUUAAAAGCUCUUCCCAAGCUUGCAUUUCGUUUAAUUAUCACAUGUAUGGUGCCUCCAUGGGAAGUCUUGAAUUGAAUUUAAUCCAGGGAAAUCUUAAGACGCAAUUGUUCUCUGAAUCAGGCGAUAGGGGUAACCAAUGGAAAAGUACGAGCAAAGACUUCCGUACAUCACGUGAUUACCAAUUGGAAUUUAAAGGAAUUGUUGGCAGGAGUUUCACUAGUGACAUUGCUCUGGAUAAUUUACAUGUAUUCGAUGGGCCUUGUAACGGUAAGGGAAGUUAAUUUAACCUGUAAAUGAGGAUGUAGGGAAAAUUGAAAUAAUUCUGCAAAUUUAUUAUUAUGAAUUUAACUUCUAUUAUAUCAAGGAACUAUACGUUAUUUAACUCCAAAUUAGACGAGUUUUUUAUUCAUUUUUUUGUUUUGCUGUUGUUGUUGUUGUUGUUUUUGUUGUUGUUGUUUUUUUCAUAAUUUUUUGGGUCUUAUAUAUUUAUUCUCCUUUCUCAAACAGGAAAUGGAAAAACUACUACUGUUGCAAAGACAACCACAAAGAUACCGACAACAACUACAAA